UCCAUACCCCUUAUAAUCUUAUAUAAAUAUACACAUAACUUGCAUGAACCCACUCAUGCAAAUAAGUUAAUUUGAUUAUUACUGUAUCUCUUCAACUCUGAUCGUAAACCCUAUGGUGCUCCCAUUUCCCACCUUUCCCGUCAUCUGUGCUUUCCUUCUUUUUCUCUUCAUGGUAACCAAACUGGUAAUUAAAACGAAGGUGACCAAGAACUCUACCCCCAAGCUCCCACCAGGGCCUUGGAAACUACCCUUUAUUGGAAACAUUCACCAUCUUCUGGGCUCACCACCUCAUCAAUCACUUGCAGAUUUAGCCAAGAAAUAUGGACCCCUUAUGCAGCUGCAACUAGGUGAAGUUUCCUUCGUUGUUGUUUCCUCAGCAGAAGUUGCAAAAGAGGUCAUGAAGACACAUGACACCAACUUCGCUCAAAGGCCUCAUUUUCUUGGUCCCUCAAUCAUAACGUAUGAUUGUAUCGACAUUACAUUUUCCCCCUAUGGUACUUAUUGGAGUCAGCUUCGAAAAAUUUGCACCAUGGAACUUCUGAGCCCAAAGCGUGUCCAAUCUUUCCGGUCAAUCAGGGAGGAGGAGGUUUCAGAUCUCAUCAAAACAAUCUCACUCACCGGAAAUUCUCCUAUCAAUCUUACUGAGCAAAUUUUCCUACUGACAUUCAGCAUAAUAUCGCGAGCUGUAGUUGGUAAAAAGUUCAGAGAUAAGCAACAAUUUGUUUCAACCAUUGAACAAUUCUUAGGACUGUCAUCAGGUUUCACUAUUGCAGAUAUGCACCCUUCAAUCAAAGUGCUUGAACUGAUGAAUGGAUUACGGCCUAAACUUGAGAAGCUGCAUCAACAAGUUGAUAGGAUGAUUGAGAAUAUCAUUCAGGCCCACAGAACAGAGGCGAUCGCCUCACAACUGAGUAGUGGUGAAGGAGAAGAAGACCUUAUGUAUGUUCUUCUAAAGAUUCAGGAACAAGGAAGUCUUGACUUUCCUUUAUCCGACACCAUUCUUAAAGCAGUCAUCCUGGAUAUGCUCACUGCUGGGAGUCACACGUCAUCAUCAUCGGUAGAGUGGGCAUUCUCAGAAUUGUUGAAGAAUCCAAAUUUGAUGGAGGAGGCACAAGCUGAGGUGAGAAGAGUCUUCGAUCGAAAAGGAACUGUGGAUGAAACAGGGAUACAUGAGCUGAAAUUCUUAAAAUCAGUAAUCAAGGAAACCUUGAGGCUACACCCUCCUCUAUGUCUUAAUCCAAGAGAAAGUAUCACAAGCUGUGAGAUUAAUGGAUACAUAAUACCUGCCAAGACCAAAAUCCUCAUUAACAUAUGGGCAAUCGGCCGAGAUCCAAAAUAUUGGAUCCAAGCUGAGAGUUUCAAUCCAAAGAGAUUUCUUGAUAGUUCAAUUGAUUGCAGGGGAUUGGAUUUCGAGUAUAUCCCUUUUGGUUCAGGAAGGAGGAUAUGUCCUGGAAUAUCAUUUGCUCUUGCUAAUAUUGAGUUGGUUCUUGCUCAGUUGUUGUACCAUUUUGAUUGGGAACUUGCCAGUGGACUGAAGCCUGAACAACUUGACAUGACCGAGGCCAAUGGCUUGACAAUAAGCAAAAAAGAAAACUUGCACUUGAUCCCCAUCCCUUAUCAUCCUUCUUUUGUAGAAUAAAGCUUUUAAGAAAAAGAAAAUAAAUGCAUGUACCAGAGGUAAAAAUAAAGAAGUUCCUAUCUAGGUCGCUGCCAGUCUCAUCAUUCGCCGUAAUGAGGGUUUGUCCUUGCGAGGAGAUUGCUCAGCUAGGCGUCUUGGUUUGUUUUUUCGUUUUUGUCUUUUUGUAUUGGCCUUUUCUUACUAUCUUUUUUAGACUC
Messenger RNA from Hevea brasiliensis (rubber tree), 1836 nucleotides. RefSeq names its product cytochrome P450 71D10-like. NCBI's taxonomy places the organism in Eukaryota, Viridiplantae, Streptophyta, Magnoliopsida, Malpighiales, Euphorbiaceae. The transcript has 2 exons. Gene Ontology annotation, molecular function: oxidoreductase activity, acting on paired donors, with incorporation or reduction of molecular oxygen; iron ion binding; heme binding. The coding region runs from base 113 to 1639 and encodes 508 amino acids. The record is from RefSeq and is a predicted model, not a curated record.